AGAGAAUCAAUAAUCAAUCAGCCAAAUAAACAAAAAUUGUAUUAAAAAACCUUUAGUCAAAUAAAGUAAGCUGAAUAUUUAAAACAUAAUUUAAUUAAAUAAAGAAUUUUAAUACGAAUAUAUACAUUCACACAUAGAAAAAAGAAGAUAGAAAUUAAGUGCAAGCUUAUAUUUAAAUAAAAGUAAAUACAUAGGACAAGACUUAGCUAAAUGAAUUAGUUUUAAAUCUAAAUGAUGAAGCACUUGCGCAGUGGCAAGAAGUAGCAACCUAACAGUUUAUAUGAUACAAAUUACUCCAAUUCAUAAGAGAGGAAAAGAUCAAGCACCUAAACUUCAUACAAUUCUACCAGCACCAAUCCAUUUACUUAAAUAGAAUCAAGUACUCAUUACGAAACUAAAGGUUUAGGUAUUCAUGAAGUAGAUUACAUACCAGAAAUGUCAAGAGAGAGCUCUGCUAUUAAAAAGAGAAGAACAGUAGAAUUAGAUCCAUAAGCUAUCAACUAGCUUAUAACUCCAAGUAGAGUUAAUGUUUUAAAAGUAGAAAACGAUUCUACAAACAUGAGGUCUCUUUCUACUGAUUUUUCCAGUAUCAAAAAGAGCAAUUUUAAAGAUGAAAACAAAUUAGCAGAUAGCAUUUUUCAACUUAGAAAUAGACUAAUCCGAAAUUAACCUGAUGUUGAACAAGAAUCCAAAUAUUUAAACAAAAAUGAAUAAAUAGUUAAUCGAAUCGUUCAUUUGGAAAGCUUUUAUAAUUUCCCUACCUUAUAUGACAAAGAAGAAAUAGAAUCAAGACGUAGAAGUAGAGAAUACUCAUAAACGCUUUAAGAAAGAAACGAAUUAAGACGUAACAGAUCUCUUUCUGCAAACCAAUAGAAAUUUAUCAACUCAAUAAUUGAAAACGGAAAAACUUAAUACAAGAAAGUCAAAAGGGUUUAUAGUUCAUCUCAAUCUAGACUUAGAUUUUAAAGUGACAAAGAAUAGUACUCUAAAGAUGUAUUCUUCAAAGUUUAUGAUGAUUGUAAAAAGAGCUGUAAAGAAUUUGAUUCUCUUAUAAAAUCUUCUAACUCACUAUCAAGAGUAUCUCUUUAGUAGCCUUCAAUCAAUCACCCUACUUUCCCUCCUCAUGUUAAAUAAACAGAUGUCUAGCUAAAAAGAAUAAAUAAAGAAUUUAAAAAUAAUUGCUGCACAAUCAUGAAUCAAAUCCACUAAAACUAAUCUCUUCAGAGAAUUGGUAUUAAUCAAAAAUUCUAUGAGCUAGAAGAAAGCAUGAGAUUUAGUAAUACAGAAAAAAUUGAAUUUACUCCUUUAAUUAAUAGUCUAAAUUCAAAAAAUCUGUUAGAAAGUAACAAUAAAUAAGAAAAUUUAAUUUUAUCUUAGUAACUUAAUCAAAAUGUAAAUGUAAGCUAAUUCUAAGGUUAAAAUUCUAACCAAGUCGAAAAAAGCUUAGACUCAAAUGGCCACAAUAAAUUGAUUUCAUCUGCGAAGCUUUAGAAUUCUUUGAAUUUAAAUUUAAAUUCCCCUGGAUUAAUAAACUCUGAUAAUUUCGAUAUUCUUAAUAAUUAUUCAGUUAAAAGUUAAAAGCCUUCUUAAGGCUAAUAAGGUUGCUAACCUUUGGUAUAUUCUGCUAAGAAGUAUAUGAAUUAAUGUAGUAGUUUGGUGUAAUUAGAAAAAGAUCUUUAAAAAUAUAGAGAAAUCUAAUAAUUAGCUUAGUUUAGUCCCGAUAUUUAGCAAUAAAAACAAUAAUAAUAACAAUAACAACCAUUGUAAGAUAGUAAUUUUAAUUCAACAUAAAAAAUAAAUUAAAGUAAGAAAAUAACUAGGAAAGAAUAUCUUUAAGCAAAAUGUCGCCAUAAUAUAACUACAAUGUAUUGCUCCAUUUGCAACAGAUAAGUGAAAUCUAAGAUUUGA
Tetrahymena thermophila SB210 is the source of this 1908-nucleotide messenger RNA. RefSeq lists its product as hypothetical. The transcript is spliced from 4 exons. Lineage: Eukaryota; Ciliophora; Oligohymenophorea; Hymenostomatida; Tetrahymenidae. The record is from RefSeq and is a predicted model, not a curated record.